Molecule: messenger RNA, 1549 nt
Organism: Lingula anatina
Lineage: Eukaryota; Metazoa; Brachiopoda; Lingulata; Lingulida; Lingulidae
Product: tRNA selenocysteine 1-associated protein 1
Biological process (GO): selenocysteine incorporation
Cellular component (GO): nucleus
Molecular function (GO): tRNA binding
Source: RefSeq, a predicted model, not a curated record
AAUUGAUGACGUCACAUAUAGUACACAAAUAGCUGUGUAUUCGGAAACGUGGUAGAGGAGUUGUACGUGUUUACGUAUAUGUGUGCUGUCGUUGGAGUAGGGCGAUGGCAGGAGGAGGGACUCUUUGGAUGGGAGACUUGGAGCCCUAUAUGGAUGAGAUAUUCAUCACUCAAGCCUUCAUACAGAUGGGAGAGCCAGUUGCCAAUGUGAAGCUUAUAAAGAGCAAGACUACUGGGCUCCUAGCAGGCUAUUGUUUUGUGGAGUUCCAUGAUGUGGAUACAGCACACAAAGCCAUGCUCAGACUCAAUGGCAAAAUUGUACCUGGGAGUAGGCCUUUUCGGAGAUUCAAAUUAAACCAUGCCAGUUAUGGAAAAGAACACUUAGCAGUGCCUGAGUAUUCCCUGUUUGUGGGAGACCUGACAGAUGAUGUUGAUGAUCUUUCCUUAUAUCAGGGAUUUGCUAAGAAAUAUAAGAGUAUUCGGGCAGCCAAAGUUGUUCUGGACGGGACAGGGAGGAGUAAAGGCUACGGCUUUGUGAGGUUCACAGACGAGGAGGAGCAGCAGAGAGCUAUCACAGAAAUGCAGCAUUAUUGUGGCAUUGGCAAGAAGAUCAUCAGAGUCAGUUUAGCAACCCCUAAAAAGCACAACCCACCAGUGGCCCCCGGCACUUCCCUGCCCCCUGGUGGCAGUCACCCAUACUACACCCAGUAUCCACAGUAUCCUUACUACAGCCAGUGGUCUGGGUAUACAGGUCAGCAGUACUAUGCUGUGGCUCCAUCCUCCUCAGCCAGCCAUGCCUACUCCCACUAUGACUAUGCUGGUGGUUGGGAUCAAAGUGGACAGUAUGAGGAUGAAGACUUAGAAGAUCCAUGUGUAGAAGUAGAUGUUCAAAAAGUCAAUAAGGAAUUCAUUGAAACAAGUGAGGAAUUUUAUACAGCACUGGAAGACUCUAGGUGGAAUCCACUAGAUUCUGUUAUGUCAAAAGUACCAGGCAAGGCCUCCUAGCUGGGAUAGUGACAGUGUCCGUAUAAGCUGGCAGACACAGAGUACACUACAACUGACAGCAUAUACAGUGUAUAUAGCAAGGCUUCCUAAGACAUUUCAUGUUCCUAACAGAAGACUGGUUGUAUACAUGAUACAUUGUAUCUAUCUUCACCUUAAUGUCUGGCUGCCCACAUGAUCUCUCCAUCUUAAUGACUAAUAAUUUGUUACUUGAAGGAGCCUGCUAUCACAGGGAUAAUCUGCACCAUCUUAACUAUUAUCAUCUUCAUUAUCAUCAGUUAUCACAAUCAUCACAUUCAGUGUUGCUUUAAUCAUCAUUACCAUCUCUUUCAUGUUAUUAUUAUUCAGAACCGUCAUCACCACAUGACAUUCUUCAUUUAGUAGUGUAUGUAAUUUCAUAGCAUCCUGAUAAUCAAAAAGCAUUUGCCAGCUUUUUUCAACAUUCACAAACAACGUGGAAUCUAUAUCAUUUAAUUAAUGACCUCUAGGUAUAAGGACAAAUCUUUAUUGUGAAAUAUGUUCGUUAAAUAAAUUUCAUCGCCUUUAUA